AUGUCCAGUCUACAGCUAUCACCCACCCGAUCCAUACCUACCACUGCAACUGAAACUCCAAUUUCCUCUCGGAGCCCUGAUAAUAACCACGAUGAGAGGAGGGUCGCGGCGGCGGUUGAUAGUGUUGAUCAUGUUGAAGUAUCCGUUAUUGAUCUCAAGGGUAAAGGGGGGCUAGGGGAUAACAAUACGGAGGCUGGACCUGUUUCGUUUUUCGCGCUCUUUCGUUUUUCUACCAGAUGGGAAUUGUUCUUGGAUUUUAUCGGGAUCCUUUGUGCUCUUGCUGCGGGUGCUGCUCAGCCACUCAUGGCACUCCUCUUCGGGAACCUAACGAACAAUUUCGUCAAUUUCGGUAAAACAGUAGCUGCUCGUGCAAAUUCCCCAGACGAUCUUAGGAAAUUCCAACAAGCGAGGGAUAAUUUUAGACAUCGAGCUUCGAUGGACACCCUUUUUUUGGCGCUGAUUGGAGUUGGGAUACUCAUUUGUUCGUAUGUCUAUAUGAUUACUUGGGUCUACACGGGCGAAGUGAACUCGAGAAGAAUCAGAGAGAAAUACCUCCAAGCUAUCCUCCGUCAAGAUAUCGCGUAUUUCGAUAAUAUCGGUGCAGGAGAAGUGGCCACUCGUAUUCAAACUGAUACCCAUUUGAUACAGCAAGGGAUAUCGGAGAAGGUUGCCCUCGUUGCUGGUUUUAUAGGAGCUUUCUUCACUGGAAUCAUUCCGAUUUCAUCUAUUUUACCUUGUAUCGCAAUUACGGGCGCCUUGAUGCAGAACUUUGUCACAAAGUAUAUACACCAGAAACUAACGAUCCCCAAUCCCCCUACGCCCACCUUUGCGUAUGCGCCUACAGGAGGAUCCCUCGCAGAAGAAGUCAUCUCGACCGUUCGAACCGCGCAUUCCUUCUCGACUCAACUCAUCUUGGGUAAAAAAUAUGAUGUUCAUGUGGAUGAGGCGUUCAAGUAUAGUUUGAAAGCAGGGGUGGUGACGGGUCUUGGGUAUGGAGUGUUUUUCUUCCUGCUUUAUUCGUCGUAUGGGUUAGCGUUUUCAUUUGGGACGACGCUUGUUUUGAGGGGGGAGGCGGACGUUGGGAUCGUUGUGAAUGUACUCAUGGCUAUUAUGAUUGGGUCCUUUUCAUUGGCGUUGAUGGCGCCGGAGGUGCAGGCUAUUACCCACGCCAGAGGGGCAGCAGCCAAGAUCUUCGCCACCAUCGACAGAGUUCCCCCAAUAGACUCUGCUUCUCCAGCGGGUCUCAAAUCUUCGUUCGUCCGAGGUCGAAUCACCUUCGAGAAUGUCUCUUUCCACUACCCUUCUCGCCCCGAUGUUCCCGUUCUCAAGAACCUCUCCGUGGUGUUCGAGCCUAAUACGACGACUGCACUCGUUGGUGCGUCUGGAUCGGGUAAAUCUACGAUCAUUUCGCUUGUGGAGAGGUUUUAUGAUCCUGAUCCUGAGGAUUGGAAGGUGGGGAGCAGGAAGAGGACCGAGCAGCAGGUACAGGAAAAGGAAGAGGAUGAGAAUAACAGUGUUACUGGUGGCGGUUCCAGCAGUACUGUCAACGAAAAGAAGGGACUUGGGGAUGGAGGCGUUGUGAGGUUGGAUGGAAUCGGUUUGAGGGAGUUGAAUGUCAAGUGGUUAAGGAGCCAGAUGGGGCUUGUCAGUCAGGAGCCCGUUUUGUUCGCGACUACCAUUAAGGAAAAUGUUAAAUAUGGACUGGUUGGGAUGAGAAACAGGGAAGGUGGAGAGUUGAGUGAAGAGGCGGUGGAUAAGAUGGUUAGGGAGGCUUGUGUUGUAGCCAAUGCGGAUGAGUUCGUUUCGGAGUUGCCGAAUGGCUAUGAUACCAUGGUUGGAGAGCGUGGAUUUUUGCUUUCUGGUGGUCAGAAACAACGUAUCGCAAUUGCUCGGGCCAUCGUCAGCGACCCUCCCAUUCUUCUUCUAGACGAAGCUACUAGUGCUCUUGAUACCCAAUCCGAGGGAAUUGUCCAGGACGCACUCAACAAAGCAUCCAAAGGUCGAACGACCAUAACGAUCGCGCACCGUCUAUCCACCAUCAAAGAUGCUCAUCGCAUCUACGUUAUGGGAGAAGGAAGAAUUCUCGAAUAUGGAACGCAUGAUGAGUUACUUCAGAGGGAGGAUGGAACGUAUGCUCGUCUUGUGAACGCCCAAGGGUUGAGGGAAGAAAAGCGAGAUGAGUCGGAGGCGUUGGAGACUGGGGAUGUCAUUGGUGGUGGCGCUGCCCAUGGAGUGGAACCUACGCAGGAAGAAGUGAAGGAACUACAGGAGAAGGAGGUUCCCUUGAGUCGCGUCAGCACUACUCAUUCUAUCUCGAGUGGGACACUCAAGUCUAGGCACGAGAGGAAGAAUUCUUCGGAGAAAGAGUACUCUUUUUGGUUUCUUUUCAAAAGGAUGGGUCGUAUCAAUAAGGACAAUUAUGGGGUUUACAUUGUUGGAACCGUUGUCGCCAUUCUUACUGGACUCAUCUAUCCUGCCUUUGGAAUCAUUUUUGGUUAUGCGAUCCAAGGAUUCCAGAACACAGACCGUGCAGCUUUCCGGCAUGCGGGCGAUAGAAAUUCCCUCUGGUUCUUCCUUAUUGCUCUUUUCUCAGCUUUUACAUUUGGAGCGCAGAAUUACUGCUUCUCCAAGGGGGCGUUGGGAUUGACUAGGAAGUUGCGAACGUUGUCAUUUAGAGCCAUCUUGCGACAUGACAUCGCUUGGUUCGAUGAGGACCGCCAUUCGACGGGCGGACUUGUCGCUGGUUUGUCGGAUGCGCCUCAAAAGGUGUAUGGGCUUGCGGGUGUGACUCUUGGUGCGAUCAUUCAAAGUUGCGCCACCCUUGUGUCGGGUGUCACUGUUGGCCUUAUCUAUGGAUGGAAGCUUGCCCUCUUAGGGGUAGUGAUGAUUCCGUUCGUCAUUAGUGCUGGCUACGUUCGGCUGCGCGUUGUGGUUCUAAAGGACCAAGCAAACGUGGAAGCGCAUAGCGAUUCGGCGCGGGUUGCUUGCGAAGCAGCCGGGGCUAUUAGAACUGUGGCCUCGUUGACUCGUGAAGAGGAUUGCUGUGAGGAAUAUCACAAGAGUCUCGAGAUACCUUUGCAGAAUUCGAAUCGAUCUUCUAUUUCGGCUACUGGUUUGUAUUCCAUCACUCAAGCCAUGUCGUUCUUUGCUAUUGCUCUGGUAUUUUGGUAUGGUUCGUGGCUAGUAUUAGACCUCGAAUACUCGACCAAGUCGUUCUUCAUUUGUUUGAUGUCUGUCACUUUCGGAUCAAUUCAGGCAGGGAAUAUGUUCAGCUAUGUUCCAGAUGUGUCCUCGGCCAAACAGGCUGCAACUGAAAUGACGGAGCUCAUCGACGCUGUUCCAGCUAUUGAUGCUGACUCACCGGAUGGGAAGAAGUUGGACUCCGUGGUUGGACACAUUGAGCUGAAGGAUGUGCAUUUUAGAUAUCCUACUCGACCUGGUGUUCGCGUUCUCCUGUCCCUGAAUUUGACCAUUAAGCCGGGUUCGUAUGUUGCCAUUGUUGGCGCUAGUGGCUCCGGGAAGAGUACGGUUAUCCAGCUCAUCGAGCGGUUCUAUGAUCCUCUCAGUGGAAAGAUUCUCUUGGACGGUAACGACAUAUCCGAGCUUAAUGUGCAGGAUUAUCGGAAGCAUCUGGCUUUGGUAUCCCAAGAGCCUACCUUAUAUGCUGGCACGAUCAAAUCCAACAUUCUUCUUGGAGCUACUAAGCCUGUAGAGGAGGUGACGCAGGAAGAAAUAGAGCGUGUUUGCCGAGAUGCGAACAUCUUCAACUUCAUUAAUGGCCUUCCAAAUGGAUUCGAAACUAACGUCGGUGGAAAAGGUUCCCAACUCUCAGGUGGCCAGAAACAACGUAUCGCGAUUGCGCGUGCUCUUCUGAGAAACCCGAAGGUGCUACUGCUGGACGAGGCUACGUCAGCUUUGGAUUCCAACUCGGAGAAAGUUGUACAACAAGCGUUGGAUAACGCAAGAAAGGGGCGAACAACGAUUGCCAUCGCGCAUCGCCUGUCCACUAUCCAAGAUGCAGAUAAGAUCUUCUACAUCAAGGGUGGACGGGUUGCGGAAGUCGGAACUCACGACCAACUAUCCGAUCGCGUUCAGAUUACGUCUGAAGGGUGGAUACGCCGAGCUAGUUCAGCUUCAGGCAUUGAGCAAGCAUGA
Molecule: messenger RNA, 4155 nt
Organism: Cantharellus anzutake
Lineage: Eukaryota; Fungi; Basidiomycota; Agaricomycetes; Cantharellales; Hydnaceae
Product: multidrug resistance protein 1
Exons: 38
Coding region: 1-4155 (1384 amino acids)
Biological process (GO): transmembrane transport
Cellular component (GO): membrane
Molecular function (GO): ATP hydrolysis activity; ABC-type transporter activity; ATP binding
Source: RefSeq, a predicted model, not a curated record